This is a messenger RNA of Urocitellus parryii (Arctic ground squirrel), 1433 nucleotides long. The record is from RefSeq and is a predicted model, not a curated record. NCBI's taxonomy places the organism in Eukaryota, Metazoa, Chordata, Mammalia, Rodentia, Sciuridae.
UCAGCUGGGUGCCCCCUUCUGCCCGCUACCCCCUCCAACGCCACCCCAUCACCAUGCACUCCUUGGACGAGCCGCUUGACCUGAAGCUGAGCAUCACCAAGCUCCGAGCGGCGAGAGAGAAGCGGGAGAGGGUGCUGGGUGUGGUCCGGCACCGCACUCUGCACAGGGAGCUGGGCCUGGUGGAUGAUAGCCCCACAYCUGGCUCCCCAGGCUCCCCACCCUCAGGCUUCCUGCUGAACCCCAAGUUUCCUGAGAAGGUGGAUGGACGCUUUUCUGCAGCCCCUCUGGUGGACCUCAGCUUGUCACCACCGUCUGGACUGGACUCCCCCAAUGGCAGCAGCUCACUCUMCCCCGAGCGCCAGGGCAAUGGGGACCUGCCUCCAGUGCCCACUGCCCCGGACUUCCAGCCACUGCGAUAUUUGGACAGUGUCCCCAGCUCCUUCCAGUUCUUCCUACCCCUGGGCUCUGGGGGGGCCCUGCAUCUGCCUGCUUCCUCCUUCCUCACACCCUCCAAGGACAAGUGCCUCUCGCCAGAGCUGCCCCUGCCCAAGCAGCUGGUGUGUCGCUGGGCCAAGUGUAACCAGCUCUUCGAGCUCCUGCAAGACCUGGUGGACCAUGAUGCCUAUCACGUCAAGCCUGAGAAGGAUGCAGGGUACUGCUGCCACUGGGAGGGCUGUGCCCGCCAUGGCCGUGGCUUCAACGCCAGGUACAAGAUGCUCAUCCACAUCCGCACGCACACCAACGAGAAGCCGCACCGCUGCCCCACCUGCAAUAAGAGCUUUUCCCGCCUGGAGAACCURAAGAUCCACAACCGGUCCCACACAGGUGAGAAGCCCUAUGUCUGUCCCUAUGAGGGCUGCAACAAGCGCUACUCCAACUCGAGUGACCGCUUCAAGCACACUCGCACCCACUACGUGGACAAACCCUACUACUGCAAGAUGCYUGGCUGCCACAAGCGCUACACAGACCCCAGCUCUCUGCGCAAGCACAUCAAAGCCCAUGGCCACUUCGUGUCUCACGAGCAGCAGGAGCUCCUGCAGCUACGCCCACCCCAACCACCACUGCCCACCCCUGACAGCAGCCCCUAUGUUAGUGGGGCUCAGAUCAUCAUUCCCAACCCUGCUGCCCUCUUCGGAGGCCCCAGCCUGCCUGGCCUGCCCCUACCCCUGGCCCCUGGCCCCCUCGACCUCAGUGCCCUGGCCUGUGGCAAUGGUGGGGGUGGUGGGGGUGGUGGGGGUAUUGGCCCUGGGCUGCCAGAUCCUGUUCUGCCCCUCAAUCUGGCCAAGAACCCACUUCUGCCCUCUCCCUUUGGGGCUGGUGGACUGGGUCUGCCUGUGGUCUCCCUCCUCACUGGCUCCGCUGGCGGCAAGGCAGAGGGGGAGAAAGGGCGUGGGUCAGUGCCCAGUAGGGCCCUGGGCACAGAGGGCUGCAAG